UCAGACUCCUUGGCACAACAAAUGUACACACAUCCAGUUUCCAGCAACUUCAGGGGGGUCGGUUGUGAGUUGUUCUGCAGAAAUGUCUCACAUUCUUCUUCUUCUUCUUCUUCUUCUGACUUUUGAGACAGCGGCAUUAGAAGGCAGAAUGUUGCAUCAAAGGGACGAGUUUGAAGUGAUGGAUAUAACAGUGAGGUCUGGACAAGAUGUCACUCUUCACUGUCAGGAUCCCAGGGGUGUAAAUAUCACCCUGUUAGAGUGGAGCAUACCUGAGAUUAAGACAGAUGGAUACGUCUUCUUCUACCGAAACGGGCGCUCAUACGAAAGCUACCAGCAUGAGCGUUUUAAAGGCCGAGUGGAGCUGACAGACCCGUCUAUGAAAAACGGAGAUGUUUCUGUGACUCUGAAGAACGUCAACGUCAACGAUACAGGAACAUAUGAGUGUCGGAUUAUAACCAGUGAUCUCAGCAGCGGUCAGAGAGUCAAGAGUGAUUCCAGGAAGUCCAUCAACCUCACAGUCACAGACUCUGGAAGCGAGGAUAAACCUGACAAGAAGACAUUAUUUUUAGCUAUAGGUAUUGUUGCUGUUUUUGUAAGUUUUCUUGUUAUUCUUAGUGCUGCUGUAUGUGUGCACAGAAAAAAGAAAUCAUCAAAAUACAGGGAACAUGAACAUUAUAAACAUCCACCUGAAAAAGAGCUGAUCUGAAAUGUAUCAGACGAUGUGUAAAAUAUUAUUUUCUGACCCUGUUGCCAAGCAGACAGCACAAACAAAGGUUCUGUUGACAGCGCUCCCCUCACAGCAACAAGGGUUCGAUGCACCACUCCUCUGAUCUCAGGUCACAUUCGGGAGUCAUGUUCACCCAUCAAUCAUUAAAAGUAACAUUAGGUCAAUGCUGUGGCUGCAACAAGCUUUAUAAUGACUUUAAGUCUGUUUUUAUUUCGUUUCCUUUUUUUCUUUUAAGCUGUAACUUUAUUCUGUGCAGUUUUCUGCAGAGCUUGAUUUUACUGUGAGAACAGGCGGCAGGUGGAGGACAGCAGGUGAGCGUAGUGGAGCUUUUUGCAGGUAGAGAGGUGGAGGAGACACAAGUACAGUAAAUCAGUUUAGACAGAGCAUUAAAAUGGGGCCACAGUAGCACGGUUAGCAGGUUCUCACAGCUAAUUAAAAAAGUUAAUAAAGUGCUUAAGCUUUUAUUUUGCACCUUUAAACAGUUUAUUUUACUUGCUGCUAUUUGUGGCAACUGCAGCCAAUCAGCGACUUCCUUCUUUCUGCCCAUUGCCUCCAUUAGAACAAAAUAAUUCACCAAACACAAGUCAGGUAAUGUAAUAUGUGAUUAUAGUAUAACCAUAAUAUUUAUUUAUUUUUAAACAUACAAACCAUUAUCUUAAUGGUUUUAUUGCGUUAUUAUAUGAGUUGUGCAACGUUUUGAGUUGGAUCUGUAAAUAUCAGAAACCUUAUCAGUGAUUUAAACUCAGCUGAUCUCACAUUCAGAUCUCCACCUCGGGCGUCGCCGUUUUAAGACUUUCCGUCAUGUCCACUUAAAUUUGUUCCUCUGCACAAGUUGCAAGGUUGAUGUUUCCAUUGACUUUCAUUUUCAGGAGUUCACUCAAACAUUAAUCUGGUGAAUAGGAAGGAUUUUAAUUCUGAAGACUUUUUAACACAAUCUGAGUCAGUUGGUGCUUUCAGCCCCUGACAGUUCGGCUCGUUUCCUGUCCUGAUGCCUCAGGAUCUCACCCUUUCUCCUGAUCUGCAUCCUCGCCUGUUGUGCUGCCUUCAGGCGUUGAAACUCAUCAGAAAACUGCUCAGUCAUGAUGUUCAAGUUAGUUUUAAAUACAAUUUGUUUGCUGUUUGCACGUUUGAGGUCUGUGGUGAUGCUACAGAGGUCAGAGGGACUUCCUCUGAGCUCUAAAAGCAGCAGCUGCUCUGAAAACAGUCCAGAGGUUUCUGAUUUUUAUCGAUCUGUUCUCAGAACUUUUAAGAAUUUAUGUCUUUAUUUAUCUGAUGUACUCAAUAUGUUAAUAUUUCACUUUUUGUUUUUUGUUUUGUUACUCCCCACUGAUCUUCUUUAGUUUGUCAGUUCAAAUGUUGUGGAUCCUUAAUAUCCAGUCUGACUCUGACAGAGUGACGAGCCAAGUUCAUUGUAAAUAUCCACUGUCCAAAAAAAGAAUAAAAUAGAUAUUUGAAGCUCCAAAGGGACAGUGCAAUGUGUAAAAGGAAAGUGGAAGAAGAUGGACAGGUGUUCAAAAUUAAAACCUGAAAAACUGAAAGUGAGCAGGAUGAGCGGUCAUAUCAGGAGUCAGCAGGAGGAACGAGGUAUGAAACUCGUGGAGAGAAAUGAGGCCUCCCUCCAUGUUUAGCUGUUGUUUGUAUACUUUGUGUCCAGCAUCAGUUAUACACAAGUGGAUCACUUGGCUCAAAUUAGUAAAUAAUACAUAGAAAAUGUGUGUUCAUAUGUAUGCAUUUACACAUGUUCAUUUCUCAGCACCAUUUUUAUAUUGAAUCUUUGUUUUUUGUGACAUAUUUGUAUUAUAUUUAUGUUCUUUUGUCUUCUGUGCCUGUACCUUAUCUGUGUGAGUGUUGUGCAGUUGGCUGGACUGUUGAUCUGAACUCAUCAUAGAAAUAAAGUGAGAGCCUCAGACAUCACAAGUAACAGA
This is a messenger RNA of Oreochromis aureus, 2652 nucleotides long. Its product is annotated as coxsackievirus and adenovirus receptor homolog. The coding region runs from base 83 to 706 and encodes 207 amino acids. NCBI's taxonomy places the organism in Eukaryota, Metazoa, Chordata, Actinopteri, Cichliformes, Cichlidae. The transcript is spliced from 4 exons. The record is from RefSeq and is a predicted model, not a curated record.